Messenger RNA from Aspergillus homomorphus CBS 101889, 472 nucleotides. RefSeq lists its product as uncharacterized. NCBI's taxonomy places the organism in Eukaryota, Fungi, Ascomycota, Eurotiomycetes, Eurotiales, Aspergillaceae. The record is from RefSeq and is a predicted model, not a curated record. The coding region runs from base 61 to 336 and encodes 91 amino acids. The transcript has a single exon.
CAUUCACUUAUAUUAUUCUCGUCAACCACAAGCUUGACGUCCGUCACUACGCACAAAUCUAUGCUCCUCACCCCUAGUCAGAGGGUCGCCGUCUAUCAAUUAUCCGAGUACCUAAGCUUUUCAAAGAAUUCGCAGGACAUCGCGUUCGACUGUUAUCGGCUAGCGGUGGAGAAAGACUGGGAAAUCAAGGAUUUCUUGAUGUCGAUGAACGUGAUUUUGGACCCGAUCCGGCUGUCUGAAAUUCAACUAUCAGAUGAUCAGAAGAAGGAGCUGCGGGGGAAGAGGAUUUUGGGCUUGAUGUCUCAUCAUCUUCACAUGAGACGGGUUCUACAAUAAAACAAGCACAUUGCUUUGAAAUACACAAAGCCAUUUUUCAUCGCCUAUCUCUCGUUGACGUAAUGGUCAUUUUGGGGCUCGUGACCGCUCCAAAGUCGGUCGAGGUUUCAGUGUAGGGCGGUGAAAGUCGAAAAUC